GGAAGUUUUUAAUGUUUGAAGUUUUAUUCUGUUUUUAGUGUUCUGUUGGGAGCCGCCCAGAGCGACUGGGGAAACCCAGCCAGGUGGCAGGGUAUAAAUAAUAAAGUGUUGUUGUUGUUUGUUGUUGUUGUUAGCAUAUUUAAUGUCCCAUUUGCCCCAGCUGGACUGAUUCCCUUGGGUGCUCCAAGCCUUGGUCUGACUCUGCGUCAUUCCAAGGCAAAACCCCACCCCUGGCUGACGUGCCAAACCUUGAUGCUGGGAGUGACUUUCUGCAGAGCCAUCUGGUAAACAGAUCAAAGAUGCCCCAUGGGUGACCAAAAAAGCCCCACCCCAGAUUGAGAUGCCCAGGCUGCAUAUAAGGACGAAUGCAGCCAAUCUGAGUUGCUUAUACUCAUUUGGCUGCCAUGCACAUUGACUCUCUGCUUCUUGUCAUUUGCAUUUUCCUUCUCUCUUUCUCUCUCUCUCCUGCAGCUAAGAGUUUGCUUCUUCUUCUUCUUUUCUGAGGAGACAACAAGAGGGAGCCAGAGGUUUGCAUUCCCAUCAAAACUCCAUGACUAAAGCCCCUUUGGAGGUAGAGAGAUUGAGGAGAGUAGCUGGCACCCAUUUUUCAUACUGAAAGAGAAGAGAGAGGGACAAGUUUUAAAGGUGAUCGGAUGGUGGUUUUGCUGGCCUGGUGCUCAUUUCAUUCUGCCUGUGGAGAUCCCUGUUGUGUGCUUGCCGCAGAAAUGCUCCUGGGGGGUAUCAAAGAUCACCCCUGCAGAUUGUCGUAAGCUCACAGGAAGUGCCUACCCUGCCGACCAACGACACACCUCUUUGGAUCCAUAAUGAACAGGACUGUAGCUUCUAACGCAUCGUCUCCACCCCAAAGCAACUGGAGUUUCCCCUUCCAGCCAUGUAGAAACGGCACAGAUAUUACUCUGUUUCUAGUCGCCUCUUACAGCUUGGAGACCCUGAUAGGUGUUUUAGGGAACUUGUGCUUCAUCGGCAUCCUGGCCAGACAUAAAGAGAAGGCCGCCGUCACCAACAUAUUUCUCGCCAGCCUGCUAGCCUCAGACUUGACUGUGUGCAUAUUCUGCUUGCCGUUCACUGUCACCACUGUCUUGUUGAAGUGCUGGGUAUUUGGCGAAGCCAUGUGCAGGGUGACCUUGUUCAUCCAGUGUACUUCUCUGACCGCCUCCAUCCUGUCGCUUGUGCUCAUUGCUUUAGAAAGGCACCAGCUCAUCGUAAACCCCACCGGCUGGAGGCCCAGCCUCUCCCAAGCCUACCUGGGCAUCGCCAUUGCUUGGAUAUUUGCUUCUUUCUUGUCCUUGCCUUUCGCCGCUCACAGCACCUUGGGCAAUGUCUCCCCGCAGCAGCUCCACAGAACAGAUUCUUUAGCGAGCAACACCGUUUGUUUCAGUGACUGGCCAUCGAGAGUUUACACACUCACCUACACCACUGUCUUGCUGCUCGUGCAGUACUGCAUCCCUCUUCUCUUCAUCGCGGUGUGUUACCUGAACAUCUACCUGCGCCUCCAGAAGAGGGAGGGCAUUAUUCGGAAGAAGCAUGAGUACAGUUGCCGGGCGAGCCACCUGAAGCAGAUCAAUACCUUGCUGGCGUUCAUGGUUGCCGCCUUCGCAGUCUGCUGGCUGCCACUUCACGUUUUCAACACCAUCGAUGACUGGAACUACAAAAUCAUCCCCCCCUGCACCCAUGAUCUGAUCUUCUCCCUGUGCCAUCUGGUCGCCAUGGCAUCGGCCUGCAUAAACCCCGUCAUCUACGGCUUUCUCAACAAGAACUUCAAAAAAGAAGUGAAGGCCCUGAUUCUGAGUUGCCAUCACCGCUCCUCGGCGCAGGAAUAUGAGAUGAUACCUGUAUCGACCAGGCAGAUGGAACUCUCCAAGGAUUCACUGAGGUUAAGCAGUCAGCAGAAUCCCAUUUAACUCCUAGGCUGAACCUUCCGAGUCCUGAGGCUUGGACCUCACCUAUAUCUACGAGCUCCUCCUCCAUCACCACCACCACGUUGCAGUAUCUGUCAUUCUCCAAUUUGCAAGGGACAACUGUCUGAAGUGAGGAGACUUUCAGGACUAAGGCAUUGAACUUCCCAUACCCCAACCCAUAUAAAUAAGAGACCAAUCAGACUGGGUUUUGGGUAAAAACAGGCCACAACUUUAUUGAAUACAGAUGAAAGAGGUUUGGCUUGGGGCAAUCUAAAUCCUUCCGGCCAGCCGGCCAGAAGUGACGCGAGGUCAAUCCAGGCGGGGGUUGCCUGGAUUGGAGCAAUCCAAUCCAAUUGGAGCAAUCCAAUAGGGUGACCCCCGCAGGAACUGCCGUCUGGGGGACAUGGCCACUCCCCCCGGGUCCCUUUAACGGGAUACCCCAGCGUUUGGAGGGGCAGGCGGGGACUACAACCUCCCCUCUGCCCCAAACAAGGGAUUUCCCCAGUGCCCAACCAGUUGUGAGGAAUUGCUGAGGUGGGCAAAACCACUGGGUAAGAGCCAAUGAUCCUGGUGGGCAAAUUUCUACCCAGCCCCGUAAAGAACAGCGGCCACCGUAGCCACAGCAGAGUCAUUGACUA
Messenger RNA from Zootoca vivipara (common lizard), 2557 nucleotides. It is a transcript of the gene NPY4R2, whose product is annotated as neuropeptide Y receptor Y4-2. Gene Ontology annotation, biological process: G protein-coupled receptor signaling pathway. The record is from RefSeq and is a predicted model, not a curated record. Gene Ontology annotation, cellular component: neuron projection; plasma membrane. Gene Ontology annotation, molecular function: neuropeptide binding; pancreatic polypeptide receptor activity. NCBI's taxonomy places the organism in Eukaryota, Metazoa, Chordata, Lepidosauria, Squamata, Lacertidae.